AGAGGUCAUGGGUCAUGUACACAUAGAAACGCCCACUCUCUCUCUCUCUCCUUCUCCUGUUUCACCUCCCUUUUUCCACACCCAUUAAUUAGAUUCCUUCGCCAUUGAAUUAUAUGGGAUUCCCAGCUCUCAAUACCCAUCUCAAUCUCUUCACUCAUCCUUGACUUUCCUCAAAGAAAUUUUUUUUUUUUCUGGGUUGCUUUCUGGGUUUGAUUUUAAUUUUACACCCAAUACAUAAAAGAACUUUCAGGACUCUCUCUCUCUCUCGGCUUCCUCACUCUUCUGCAAAUUUUUUGUUUCCCCGUCUGGUUGUAUGUUCUUGCUUUGUCCCAUCCUGAAUUGCUCGAGCUGUAUAUGCGUUACGAGGCUUGAGGAGGGAUUAUAUCAGUUUUUUUUUUUUUUUGUGGGUCUUUUCCGAUUUUUCUGUCAAUAUAUUGGUCUUGCUACUGGUUUUCUCCGAGUUCUCUUUGAAAUUUUAAUUUUCUUCUCGAUUAAGAUAGAGAGAGAUGGUUAAGCAGGGGCCUUGCUAUCACUGUGGAGUUACGAGCACACCUCUUUGGCGAAAUGGACCUCCGGAGAAGCCAGUUCUGUGUAAUGCAUGUGGUUCUCGAUGGAGGACAAAAGGGACACUAGCCAAUUAUGCCCCUCUCCAUUCUCGAGCCGAUUCCGAAAACUAUGAAGACCACAGAGUUGCCAGAACAAAGGGCGUGUCCAUGAACAAAAAGGAAGUGAAGGUGCUUAAGCGAAAGUAUUAUGGUGAAAAUAUGACUGUAGGAGGAAAUUCACAUGAAUAUAGUCAGAAUUUCCAUAAGUUUGCAGAUGACGAUACUAGUAACUGGUCUAGUUCUGGAUCGGCUCUUUCAAACUCGGAAAGCUGUGCACCGUUUGGCAGUGCAGAUGCCAGUGAUUUGACAGGUCCAGCUCAAUCGGUUGUAUGGGAUUCGUUGGUGCCUUCCAGGAAGAGGACGUGUGUGAAUCGUUCAAAGCCUUCUGCAGUCGAGAAGCUCACUAGAGAUCUACACACUAUAUUACAUGAACAACAGUCUUCAUGUUUAUCUGGAUCCUCUGAAGAGGAUUUGCUUUUAGAGAGUGAAACUCCAAUGGUAUCUGUUGAGAUUGGACAUGGAUCGGUCCUCAUCAGACAUCCAAGUUCAAUAGCUCGAGAAGAAGAAUCCGAAGCUAGCUCUCUUUCAGUUGAUAACAAGCAGUUGAAACAAAAUGGUGUACAUUAUCAUCCUCUGACCAUUCCUGUACAUAAGAAAUGUGUAAAUCUUCUUAGUUCAAAAGCACAGACUUUAGAGAGUCCUUUUGCGCAAGGGAAGGAACAAGGGCAGCUUAAGAGGGACAAGUCCCAGCAUGAAAAGCUGCACAUGUUAGGAACUAGAAGUUCUCCACUACUUUCUAUUGAGCUUAGAGAUGUGUUAAACUUUGAUCAGUUUGUCAAAUAUUUGACUUAUGAAGAGCAACAACAGCUAUUGAAGUAUCUGCCUCAGGUUGAUAGAGCAAACUUUCCAGAUAGCCUCAGAAGCAUGUUUGAUGGUGCUGCAUUCCUUGAGAACCUAUCUUCUUUCCAGCAUCUUCUUACUGAAGGGGUCUUUGACAUCUCAUCAUCUGUGGCAAAAGAUGAAGACUACAGGACUCUAAGGAAGCUUGUGCUGGCCAAAACGAUGAAGUGCAAAUGGGUCGAACAUUAUCACCAAGUCAAGAAACUUAAGAGCGGUUCUGGAAGCCCUGGCUCUCAAGGAGGUCGUGAGACUGUAUCUAGUAAUUUAAUCAAAGGCAAGGGAUUACAUGACAUUCAGAAACAGAAGUAUACAGAGGUAAAUGCAAAAAUAAAGAGCCCAAGAAGAUUAAUCAUGGGAGGAAGCUCCAAAAACAAGGAAAUCGCAGAGAGUGAUGGAUCUUGCUUCAGUCCAAGAAGCCUAUUCGCAGUGCCUCCUGAUGGUGGUGCUCUUUUGCUGGAUUCUUUACAUGCCGCUGAUGACAACUCUGAGCAGGAUCUGCUGCUCGAUGUGCCAUCGAACGGCUCAUUCCCACAAGCAGAGCUCCUCCAUCCGGCUAUGAGCUUUGUCUCCCAGCAGGCAAGCACUAGCAGAAGCUCACAGUACCCUCAGCUUGUUCAUCCCUGAUAAUGUGGCAUCACCGAAGCAUUAGGGCCUUAUACAGAUACCCCUUUGGCUAGAGUGGCUUCUUCGGUUGUGCUCGUGGAACAGAAGGAUAAAUCUUUACAUGAGGUUUUAUGGUAUUUUUUCAUGACCGUCUCCUUUCAACUCGGUAUAUUGAGGGGAUGAACAGGGGUGGACUUUUGUAUAGGAAUGAUAAUAGGUGGGAGCGUAUACAUCGGGAUGCAAAUGUUGAUGACUGUUAAUUCCUGGAUAUCUUUUAUCAGCCUCGGUAACUCCAUGGCACAGUUUUUCAGUUAU
Messenger RNA from Rhodamnia argentea, 2423 nucleotides. RefSeq names its product GATA transcription factor 26-like. Gene Ontology annotation, molecular function: sequence-specific DNA binding; zinc ion binding. The record is from RefSeq and is a predicted model, not a curated record. The transcript has 8 exons. Gene Ontology annotation, biological process: regulation of DNA-templated transcription. The coding region runs from base 507 to 2129 and encodes 540 amino acids. NCBI's taxonomy places the organism in Eukaryota, Viridiplantae, Streptophyta, Magnoliopsida, Myrtales, Myrtaceae.